CCACCUCCUCCCAGCCCCCCGACCCCCCCAGCGCAACACAGCAAACACACCACACGCGCCCUCCCGACUCCUGCGACCUGGCGCCGUGACCCGCAUCCGUCGAAGCCAUGUCGGUCAAGUUCGAGAAGGAGACGGUCAAGACGACCGGCAUCCCCGUGCCCGGCGGCAAGCUGGACGAUGGAAAGCACCACAUCGCCCGCGACAUCGGAAAUGCCCUCACCAAAGGCGGCGGGCCAAAUGGCUACCUGGCUGCUUAUCUCAAGCAGCUCAACGACAACCCCAUGCGCACCAAGAUGCUGACCUCUGGCACCCUCGCUGGCCUGCAGGAGUUUCUGGCCUCGUGGAUUGCGCAUGAUCGGAGCAAGCACGGCCACUACUUCACCUCGCGCGUUCCCAAGAUGGCCAUCUACGGCGCAUUCAUCAGCGCGCCCCUCGGCCACGUCAUGAUCAGCCUGCUCCAGAAGCUGUUCCGUGGCCGCACCAGCUUGAAGGCCAAGAUUUUGCAGAUUCUCAUCAGCAAUUUGGUGGUGGCUCCGAUACAGAACACCGUCUACCUCAUUUCGAUGGCCAUCAUUGCAGGCGCCCGCACCUUCCAUCAAGUGCGCGCUACCGUCAAGGCCGGUUUCAUGCCCGUCAUGAAGGUCAGCUGGAUCACUUCGCCCAUCUGCCUCGCCUUUGCCCAGCAAUUCCUCCCCGAGAGCGUAUGGGUGCCCUUCUUCAACCUGGUUGGAUUCGUUAUCGGUACAUACAUCAACUCGCACACCAAGAAGAAGAGGCUUGCCGCGUUGAGGCGGAAGCAUUAUGGAGAUUCUGGACGGGAUUCUUCCGGCCUUGGACGGGAUGCAUCAGGGCGGGAUACUGGACGUAGGGAACCAGGCAGGCCCGGUGAUGAUUACGACAGGCGGGGUUACUAGAUAUACCACAAGCAGGCGUUCUAGCGGUUUGUUGGCCUGCCACCUACCCCUGAGAGACGCCGUCACUAUGGACAACGGAACUGUGUCACGAGCGACUUUGUACAUUCAAUGAUUUUUGGCCGGGUAAUUGGGGGGUAGGCUAGGUGUUGCUUUUGGAUAUAACUUAAAUUCCAUUGCCUCGUUGUAAGUGUUUACACUCUUCUGUCGCUGAUUAAAAUGCUUCAUUGCAUUCUCAGAAAUCGGAAAUAGGUGGAUUUCAUUGAUUUGAAUAGCUGGGCCUGUCCAAACGGCGCCCUAGACUAAAACAGGAUGACGCGUUCAUAUAUCUGAAAUUAGUGAAGCAUCACAAGCAGC
Molecule: messenger RNA, 1268 nt
Organism: Mytilinidion resinicola
Lineage: Eukaryota; Fungi; Ascomycota; Dothideomycetes; Mytilinidiales; Mytilinidiaceae
Exons: 3
Coding region: 108-914 (268 amino acids)
Cellular component (GO): membrane; cytoplasm
Source: RefSeq, a predicted model, not a curated record